Molecule: messenger RNA, 2382 nt
Organism: Suhomyces tanzawaensis NRRL Y-17324
Lineage: Eukaryota; Fungi; Ascomycota; Pichiomycetes; Serinales; Debaryomycetaceae
Exons: 2
Coding region: 365-2275 (636 amino acids)
Source: RefSeq, a predicted model, not a curated record
GUGGUUCAGACACUGGAGGAAAUGGCUCCUCCAGUACACCCCAGUACACCCCAGUAGACCCCGGCAGCCACUGGUGACCCACGAGUAGCCCCUCCAGCACCAUAGCCGCCAUCCCGGUGUGGCCACGCCUGUCUUCCGUCCUACCGUCAUCCAGAUCUCGCCCUAGACGUGCCGGAGCCCCUUCGCGGAUAAUGUCUCGAUAGGCAUUUUAGUAUGGACUGCCACAAAAAGAAACGCCAGGAUUAAUUUAGUCACUACCCACUCUCUAGUUCUUCUUCACAACUGAUCCUCUUCUCCCAGCACACCUACAGGCCGUGGUCCCCAACUCCAGCCAACCACCACCACGCCCAUUGUGCCAGCCAAGAUGUCGAAUGUGGUGAUAUCAGACUUGGAACCUCCUCUGAAGUCCGGUAUUUCUGGAUCUGGGGGAGCUAAGAAGUCGCCGUUGGCGAUCUCGAUAAAGAUGUCUCCCGAGUUAAUGAACCACCUCAAGUCAUGUCUCGACUCCAACGUCGUCCCCAAAUUGGUGGUCAAGGACGGAAAUUACUCUAUUAAAAUCUCCAAUGACCUCAUCUUCCCUUGCCACAACCUCCCGGAACACCUCAACGUGGAUAUCUACUCCAUAAAACACUCCCAGUUCGAUGGCCGGGUUUUGAACAAGUUGAACCCCAUUACCGAUGAGAAGAAAAUCAAGGAAUACAACCGUGCAUUAGAAUUUAAGGGCAACGAGGAGCCCACCGUUAAAUCUCCGUCCAGAUCCCCUGCCAAGUCUCCCUCCAGGACCGCCAGGGAAUCACCAACCAAAACCCACCCACUUACCAGUUCUCGUGGUAGAACCGCAGCAUACCGUUUGAAACCAACGGAUACUCCUUCACAAGUAUCCUUCAAGUUCUUACACUUAUUAGCAUUGGGCCCUAUGACCCAGGAAGAAAUCAUCCAGGCUUUGGGCCUCGAGAAAUCACAUCUUUCCUUGAUCUCUGACUGUUGUCAGGUCUAUGACAGAAAAAACACCUUCAUUCAAGACGAUACCUUCCCAAUCAUCGAACGGAAAAGAAGAAGAAGGAUAAAGAGACACGUUGGUAAUGAUCUGUCUGAUAAUGAGAAUGACCACGACAUCGAUUCCAUGCUAGUUGACAGUGAUGCAGACAUGGACGACGAGGAUAUACAGAUCUACUCUCAUUCUCACUACAUUCUCAAGGACAAGUACUAUAAGGAAUUGAAACCCUGGGGAUGGAAGUUCUACACUAAGUUUGAAAGAACUCUUAUUAUCCAAAACAUCCAUCAUGCUUUGACUAGAUUGGGCUUUUCCGAAACACAUCCUUUGAGGAAGAAAAUCUGCAAUGAGCCGGAAGGUGGUGUCAGUAGUGAUGAUGAGAAAAAGUCCACCUUGGGAGGUGGAUUCUUGACCAGCAAUAGCAAGAAACCCUCGAGUACCCAAGUUCCAUUCAAAAAGUCUCAUACAGAUUCACCCAAGAUCGCCAACAAACUCGAAUUGGACAAUAAAAAGGGUACUCACACCACUUCAAAUUCACCCGCGAUCGAUAGCUUUAGUAUGACAGGAACCAAUUCAAAAGCGUUGUUUCCUCCAAAAAAGGCCAAUGUUGGUACCACCUCCAAGAGAAAAUUCUCUUCAUCGUCUUCAUCGUACUCCUCUGAUGAAGAGAAAAAUUUGAAGAAAUUAAAGGUGGACUCGUACACUUCACCACCAUCUUCAGAGGAAAUAGACGAAGAUACCACACCUAGAAGUAUCAGGUCCGGUCAUCCAUCUUCCAGACCAACUACUGGCUCAUCUUCUUCUUCAUCUUCUACAUCAAACGUCAUUCCACCUGAAAUCAAGUCUGCAUCAAAAAGAUUGGAGUAUUAUAACAGUUUAGCGGUGAAGUUUAAGUUGAAAUACAAAGAGUAUGAGAUUCUUUAUAACAAACUCAAGGUCCCCAAUACCUCUAAUAUCAACAAAAAUGAGAACAAGAAAUCACUUCUAAAGUUAUUCGAACUACAUAAUACCUUAUCACAAUGGAAGAGAACGCUCUGGGAUUUCGAUAAUGAAAUUAAACUGAAGUCGAAUAUUAUGAAUCUUUCCAAGCAUAAGAAAACAAACUCCAUAGGUGCUACAAGUCUCCCUAAAGACCAAAGCACCAGUCCAAGUAAUAUUGGAUCAAAAAUCAAAUCCCAGAGCCUGAGUCCCGCCAUUCCACAACUUAAUAGGCCCAUUCCAAACAGACCCGGGCCAUCAGUUUUAGUCGCUUCUAGAAAACCAAAAGCUCUUGACUAUUAAGUCAUUAUGGGGCAUAUCCCUAGCGUUACUUGACCAACAAGAGGCCAUUAAUAAUCAUUUCUUUCAAAAUUCAUUCCCUAGCUUCACUAGCUCACUCAAGGCUUCUU